AGCCGGAAAAAGGAGUUGUAAAUAUUCAGAGAGAGAGUGAGGUUAGAUUUUACCAUUUCAAACUCGGGACUUUUCUUUAUUAUUUUUUUGUGAAUACCUAACACGUCGUCACCUGUUUUUGCAUUGCUCCCUAAGCCGAAAAGGCCCAAAAGUUCACUCCCUCAGUCUUUAAGAGUGUUUGGUGGUGUCUCUCAGAUCAGAUGUCCUCUACACCUCCUGUCCUACUAAACACCGGGGUUCAGAUGCCCCUCCUGGGUUUGGGGACCUACAAGUUGGUGGGCAGUGAAGAGGUGUACCAGGCUGUGGACGCAGCGCUGGUUGCUGGUUAUCGGUCCUUUGACACCGCAGCCGUCUACCGGAAUGAAGCUGACCUGAGCCGAGCCUUGAAGGAGCUCUUACCCAAAUAUGGCUUAACCAGAGAGGAUGUAUUCAUAACCAGUAAGCUUGGCCCCAAGGAUCAGGGUGAGAAAGCCAUGGAAGGAGCCCUGUGCAGCUUGUCCCAGCUGGACCUGGGUUACAUUGACCUCUACCUGAUCCACUGGCCCGGCACACAAGGUCUGGAUGUGGCUGACAAACGCAACCCAGGCAACCGAGCUCAGAGUUGGGCCACACUGGAGGAGCUGCAUGCCCAGGGGAAGCUGAAGGCCAUUGGAGUGUCAAACUACACAUCAGCACACAUGAGAGAACUGAUGCAGAGUUGCAAAGUCCCUCCUGCAGUGCUGCAGGUAGAGUUUCACCCCAAGCUAUUCCAGACAGAGCUGAGAAAAGUGUGCAAGGAGUAUGGAGUGUGUUUCCAGGCGUACUCCUCCUUAGGAAAAGGAGAGCUGAUCACUGACCCCGUGGUCUUGGAGGUGGCAAAGAACUGUAAACGCACUCCUGGACAGGUCCUCUUGCGUUGGGCUGUGCAGCAAGGCGUCCCAGUGCUUCCAAAAUCGUCAAAUCCAGAGCGAAUAAAGGACAACAGCAGGAUUUUUGACUUCACAUUGAGUGACAUGGACAUGGACAGACUGUCAGCUUUGGACUGUGGGCAAAAGUAUUGCUGGGAUUCAUCACAAGUUGCUUGAUCGACCUCAAUUUGAGCCCAGGUUGCCUUCCAGGAUGCUUUUUAAACGGUGUUGUUCUUAAGCUCCGCUGUCAGUAAUGCAGUGGUGGGGAACCACCAUCAGAAUGAUUGGGAAAUUAGAGUUGUACCAGAACUCAGUUCCUUAAACACAGUGGUAGAAUCAAGCAUUAUUUUACAAAACAUCAACAAUUAGAUUUUCCUGUUUGUUGCGACCCAUUUGCUAUAAAACACUGACCCUUUCCAGACAGAAGAUUUAUACUAAACAAAAAAGUAUUUUAUGUGCCAAAAUUUCAAUUUCAAUUUUCGUUGCUGCCUUACACUUCUUUACUCAUGUGGCUUUUGUGUUUCAAUUGUUCCCAUUUGAGUUGUCACUGUAUUACAACACGUUUGAGAUGAAAAGAUAUGCAGUUUUCAAAGUGUCCUUUUUACCGGAAUGUUAAAGAAGAAUCACACAAUUAAAAGACUUACUUUAAAAUCCCUCUUCUUAACUAUU
Messenger RNA from Pungitius pungitius (ninespine stickleback), 1556 nucleotides. RefSeq lists its product as uncharacterized. The coding region runs from base 201 to 1064 and encodes 287 amino acids. The record is from RefSeq and is a predicted model, not a curated record. The transcript is spliced from 6 exons. Lineage: Eukaryota; Metazoa; Chordata; Actinopteri; Perciformes; Gasterosteidae. Gene Ontology annotation, molecular function: oxidoreductase activity.